UGAAGAAAAAUGGAUGAGAAGGAAGUGAAAAAUUGUCUCCUGUUGCUCUUCGAUAGGCCACAGGAGCCUGUGUUUGUUGGUAAAGGCAAAAGGAAGAAAGUUGUGUUUGAUGUGCCGCAAAAGUACCUUUCGGAUCAGUACCGUCCUCUUGGUGCUGAAUUACAAAAUCGUUUUGGUGAAAUGGCUGAUGAUCGUAUACCCGUGAAGAAUAUUUCUCUGCCUGACUUGAAAUUUCCAAUGGGCCUUAAGCGCCAUGAGCAAUUCUCCCUUUUCAUUCCCUAUCACGUUAAGAUGGCUGCACGUUUAAUUGAUAUUUUUAUGGGAAUGCGCAACGUGGAUGAAUUGCUAAGUGUUGCCGUUUAUGCGAGAGAUCGCUUGAAUCCAUACCUAUUCAACUAUGCUCUAUCUGUGGCUCUUCUUCAUCGUGAAGACACCCAAGAUGUCCCAAUUCCAAACUACGUUGAAACAUUUCCCGAUAAGUUUGUGGAUAGUGCCGUUUUCGUUGCAUGCCGCGAGGAAGCAGCCAUUGUUCCUGAAGACUCUCGCAGAUUUAUCAUAAUCCCACGCGAUUAUACGGCAUCGGAUCUAGAUCCCGAGCAUCGUCUUUGGUACUUUCGUGAAGACAUUGGAGUGAAUCUACAUCAUUGGCAUUGGCACUUGGUGUAUCCAUUUGAUGCUAGUAACCCUGCAAUCGUUAAGAAGGAUAGACGUGGUGAAUUAUUCUACUUUAUGCACCAACAAAUUGUUGCACGAUACAAUUUCGAGAGAUUCUCCAAUAGCUUGAGACGCGUGAGGAGAUUCAACAACUUGCGGGAACCCAUGGAGGAGGGAUACUUCCCAAAGUUGGACUCUCUCGUGGCAAGUAGAACAUGGCCUGGUCGUGCUGCAUUUUUAAAAAUCAGAGAUAUUAUUCGCGAUCGUGAUCGCCUAAGGAUAGACGUGAACACACUCGAACGUUGGCGUGAUCGUUUAUUCGAAGCCAUCCAUCAGGACUAUGUGAUUACUGAUACAGGCGAGAAGAUUAUGCUUAAUAACAUAAAAGGAAUUGAUAUCCUUGGUAAUAUGAUCGAAGCAAGUAUCCUCUCACCUAAUUAUCAAUUCUAUGGGAAUUUCCACAACAUGGGUCAUGUCUUCAUAAGCUAUGCGCACGAUCCCGAUCAUCGACAUUUGGAAUCAUUCGGUGUUAUGGGUGAUACAACAACAUCAAUGCGUGAUCCAAUCUUCUAUCCUUUCCAUGCGUACGUUGAUGAUAUUUUCACGGAGCAUAAAAUGCGACUUCCGCCCUACACGGCGGAAGAACUCACGUAUCCAAAUAUUAAAAUUACCAACUGUCGCGUUCAGAUCGACAACACCGGGGAGACAAAUGCAUUCCGUACACGCUUCCAGGAGAGUGCAGUCAAUUUAACACGUGGCUUGGAUUUUGCUGCACAAGGGGAUGUCUUUGCAAAAUUUACUCAUUUGAAUUACGAUAAGUUUACGUACAUCAUUAAUGUGACGAAUUCCGGUAAGACUAAUGCUCUCUGUACUGCGCGCAUAUUUUUGGGACCUAAGUAUGAUGAACGUGAAACUGAAAUGGUCUUUACUGAUCAGCGUCGUAUGAUGAUUGAGCUAGAUCGUUUCGUUAUUUCCUGUCGUCCUGGUGCUAAUACAAUUCGCCGUCGUUCGACGGAAUCCAACUUGACGAUUCCCUUUGAAAGGACUUUCCAAGAUUUAGACGCAACCCCUCCAGCGGGUACAGAUGCACAGCAACAAUUCACAUUCUGCGGAUGCGGUUGGCCACAGCAUAUGCUCAUCCCAAAGGGUACCCCUCAGGGACUUGCGUGUCAGCUGUUUGUAAUGCUGAGUAACUACUUGGAUGAUCGUGUGGAGCAGGAUCUUGUGGGCACGUGCAAUGAUGCCUUUGAAUUCUGUGGCGUACGGAAUCGUCGCUACCCGGAUCGUAAACCAAUGGGGUACCCCUUUGAUCGUCUUCCACGCGAUGGUGUUGAUGAUCUCAAUGGGUUCCUCACGCCCAAUAUGACCGUAACUGAUUGCUUCAUUUACAACAAUGACACCUACCCAAAUUCAGAUGCAGGAAAAACGAUUUAA
Lutzomyia longipalpis is the source of this 2088-nucleotide messenger RNA. Its product is annotated as phenoloxidase 2-like. The record is from RefSeq and is a predicted model, not a curated record. Gene Ontology annotation, molecular function: oxidoreductase activity. The transcript has 4 exons. The coding region runs from base 10 to 2088 and encodes 692 amino acids. Lineage: Eukaryota; Metazoa; Arthropoda; Insecta; Diptera; Psychodidae.